Messenger RNA from Micropterus dolomieu (smallmouth bass), 6062 nucleotides. It is a transcript of the gene pgap1, whose product is annotated as post-GPI attachment to proteins inositol deacylase 1. The transcript has 26 exons. The coding region runs from base 117 to 2933 and encodes 938 amino acids. NCBI's taxonomy places the organism in Eukaryota, Metazoa, Chordata, Actinopteri, Centrarchiformes, Centrarchidae. The record is from RefSeq and is a predicted model, not a curated record. Gene Ontology annotation, cellular component: endoplasmic reticulum. Gene Ontology annotation, biological process: GPI anchor metabolic process; endoplasmic reticulum to Golgi vesicle-mediated transport. Gene Ontology annotation, molecular function: phosphatidylinositol deacylase activity.
CGGUGAGAGUGACAGCCUGUGUAGCGUCUUCAUGGGCGAGGAGUUUACAGAAUGAAAAAUGAAAAGAUGAAGAUGAAACACCUGUAAUAUCUAAAACCCAGAGUCCGAAUUGAACCAUGAAACUCGCCACUGUGGCCUUUUACGGGUUUGCUGUGGGGCUUCUGGCGGUUGGCCUCCGAGAGUUGCUGACUGGCUUCGAGGAGAACAGAUGCAGUAUGACCUAUAUGUUUGAAUACCCAGAGUACCGGCGCGUGGCUCUGCCUCGCCGUGUGGCCAGACUGUACCCAGCGUAUGGGCUCUAUCUGUACGGGGAGGGUCUGUAUGCCCAGGAGACCCGAGCGCUCAAACUCACCGGGGCCCCUGUUCUCUUCCUGCCUGGAAAUGCAGGCAGUUACAAACAAGCUCGCUCCCUGGGCUCUGUGGCUUUGAGGAAGGCUGAAAACAUGGAGGGGGGUCUCCACUUCAACGUGUUCACCGUGGACUUCAACGAGGAGCUGGUGGCCCUUUAUGGCGGCAGUUUGCUCAGGCAGACGCACUUCCUGCAUGAGAGCAUUAAGGCCAUCCUGAAGCUCUACAAGCACGUCAAGACCCCCCCUCAGAGUGUGGUGCUUGUUGGUCACUCCAUGGGAGGAGUGGUGGCCCGGGCCCUGUUCACUUUGCCCCGCUUCAACAACAAUCUGGUCAGCCUCAUCAUUACCCAGGCCUCCCCUCACCUGGCUCCAGUGCUGGCCCUGGACCCAUAUCUGCUGGAUUUCUACUCUGCAGUGAGACAGAAGUGGGUGAACCAGGCGAAGAAGCUCAGGAACAUCACAGUUCUGUCUGUUGGAGGGGGUUACCGUGACUACCAGGUCCGCUCUGGCUUGACAUGUCUACCUUGUCCCCUAAGAGACCCUAAUAAAUUGUCACUGGUGGCAACUGCAGUUCCCAGGACAUGGGUGUCCACUGACCAUCUGUCCAUCGUUUGGUGCAAAGAGCUUGUACUUGCUACUGUCAGGGCAUUCUUCGACCUAAUAGAUCCUGAAACUAGACAGUUCACAGAAAACCCAGAGAAGAAAAUGGCCGUACUAAACCAUCACUUCGUCAGACAUCCUGUCAGGAUGUUGGGAGAAACACAAGACACCUCCAUCUCCAUUUUAGAUUUUCCUGAAGCAUGGAGUGAAGUGAACACACUGCGUCUGGCGUACAGCACACCAAAGGAAGGACAGGUCAAAUAUUUUCUGUUUGCCCUGUCGAGUCGCAGGAAAGCCUACAGCCAUUUCUACUGCCGGAGCAACAACAUGGAGAUGUCUAGCUGGGUGUACGGCUGUGUGCACAAGAAUGGUUCCUCAUGUGUGCAUGCAGUGGAUCUGUCAAUGGGAACUGAGCUUCUGCCACCAUACAAGGUCCUGAUUCUGAGUCUCAGUGACUUGUCUUCAGUUACUCAUCUGGUUGUUUCAGCCUCCAACCUCAGUGGCAAACAGUUCACAGUGGAGUGUGAGUGGCAGAGACAAGAAUCUCAGACUCUAUCUGUCCCAGUGCCACAUGUUCUCUCCUUGGGUUUGACAGUCAGCGAUGUUACGGUCAACUCCUCUGGACUUCUUCACACUAUCAAGCUGCAGCACUUUCACCAGGUCUAUCAGGCUUUCAGAAUUAGUGUUUCAAGCCAGUGCAAAGUACAUAAAGAUAGACUGCCCAAUGUGUACCGAAUAAAUGUACCGUGGUUUCGGGAGGACACUUUAACCACAGUCAGUGUGCCAUCAGUGACUGAGAUCUCAGGGAUGCUCCAUACAAGUCAUCCAGACAACACCUCAGGUGUGCUCCUUCAGCUCCACACUGCCCCCAACUGCCAGUAUAAGGUGUCAGUAAGGACUUCAUUACCCAGGGUGAUGGGACAGAUACUGAGGUUCUGUGGUCCCAUGGUGCCGGUGUAUACAGCUGUAACCCUCCUCCUGGCCUGUGGGGGGCAGCUGUCCUCCAUCCUGAAGUCAAGGCGAGCUGCAGACAUGAGCCAGGUGGUAGGGAAAGGCCUGCAGCCUCAUAAAGUCUAUCUGCCCGUUUACAUUCUCCACAUCUUACUCAGCUGUAGCUGGUUUCAAGAGGUCUGGUCAAUUCUUUGCCUCCCGCCUAUGGAUGCACUCCCCCCAACAGUCCCUGAUGCCACAUUUCAUGAGGGUGUGGUGCCAGUUGAAGAAUGGCCCCACCUUCUGUCCCCUCUACUUUAUAUCUUUGGGGCAGCUGUGGCAUACUGGGGCAGCGCACUGCUCCGUCUCAUUAUGCGACUGAUCUCACUGAUAUUAGCUCCACUACACAGACCAUCUGUCUCUCGAGACUGUGGCACCCUGCGACUGCGGACCCAGCUCCUCAUCGCUCUGUGUCUGACUGUUCUGGGUGGGACGUCUUGUGGGGCGUUGUCAAUAUUUGCCGCCUUUCUGCUCCACUUUUACAGGGUACUGAGGCUACAGAUGACAGAAAGAUCUUUGAGUCACAUGUUGAAUCUGGCACCACGUAAGCACAAAGAAGCAGAGAAUGGCACAAUUCACGCUGAAUCCAUGAGCAAGUCUAAAGAAUGUAAUGGCGCCCCCCUGCUGUCUGAGUGUGCUCUGCAGGAGGUGAGAGAUGACUUACAGCUCCACCUCUGCAUGUCGGCGCUCAUGGCACUACCUGUUGUGCUCAUCACACCCUCACUCCUCCACUGGAUCCGCAACUUGAGGUAUUCCACGCAGUUGGAUCCUGACCCCUGUUGGCCACACAUUGUGCCUCUAAUUAGUGUGUACAUGCUGCUUAUUAACUGCAACACCUUAAAACUCAGCAACAGUAAACUCCUGCCUCUGACAUCCUGCCUCCCUCUCCCCUUGGCCAUCACCAUGGUGACCUUCUCUCCACUCCACCUCUACAGGGUCACCUACUUCCUGUUGGCAGCACUAGCCCCGCUGGCCUUGUGUUGUCUUCUCUGACGGUAUCUGGCAGCUUUCAGUCCACAUCUCCACCAUAACAAGCCUUUCUCUAAAGCGCAGCUUUACUCACUGAAGCUGGUCAAGACUGAUUUGUCCGGGGAAGACUUACGCCAUCUAGCUGCCAUGGAGCAGAGCCAUAGACAUACAUAGCUUGGGGAACUGUCUGCUCAAUGUUAGCACUGAAAGCUCCAUGGCGAUUACACUGUGUUUUAAAAUGAGAGGAUGUAAUGGCCUUGGAACAUUUGGUGUGAAUAUGGCUCCCAAGGAUUGACCUGAAACCAAGUUUGCCUUACUUUGUAUAUCUAUAGCUCUGUCUUCAAGGAGCAAGAACUCCACAACCAGUGAAGCUACUGAUACUAGAGAUUCACAACAGGGUGUUACUGUUAAAACGUCUUCUUUUAGUUUUUGUUUGUUUCUAGUGUUUACAGUGGCACUGUUCACUGUGGUCACUACGCUGUGAACUCCUGCACUACCUACUGCUUAGCGAUGACUUAUGGUUAUGUUAUCUUUACCUGUUGACUGUCGUAGCACUGCCAGGCACCGGCAGCAAAAUGAACGUUUGAACUGGAAAAGGUUUUAGUGAAUGCGCAGGUUCUAAUCUGUCGCACAUUUUAAUUCAGAAGAGGAAAAUUAUGAUCUACUCCAUGUUCUCUAAAAUACAGGGGUGUAGCCAAACAAUUUUCAUAGGCGUGGCCAGGCUGUGAGCAGUAUUCAUUUUGGGGUCUUGUUUAGUCCUUUUUUCCUGCGUGUCACUGUGUGACAAAUACUCGCUUUUUCGGGUUACUCAUUCGUUUAUUUAGGUAACAGCGGCUGUUAAAUGAGCAGCAGGCUAGGCUUAGCCAAAUAAUAUUGAUAUAUAUUUCCUACUUGAAAGACAUGAGGCAAGCACUCUUAAAGAAAGGAUCUAAAAUGCCGUCAGUGCUGUGUUGGUCGUCGUGUGUGAACAGGCUUUGGUCAAAUUAUGCUGGACUAUUACACUAGGGACACCCUCUUCUACGUUGUUCUUGGUGAAGCAUCUGGCUAGCAAAGUUUAAAAAGCAGAUUACUUGCUUUCUCUAAGCCUCAGAUUUAGGUUCAGUGGAGGAUUAUGGGACGUCUGUUCAGUAUUGCAGCAUACAGUGUGAUUGGAGCUUUAAACAAACACUUUGUAAACCCCAUAUUGUAAUUGGAAUUUUAUCUGCUUUGUGCUGCUGCAGUUUAGUGACUGUUUAAGGCACUGUAAGCUAUCCUAAUGGCAGGUGUACAGGUGAAUAUUUAUAACCAAGGAAUCCACCUUUUUGUCUUAGUUUUUUAAUACCUUUUUAAAACAAAGAUCACAAAACUACUGGUCUGUGUGUCCUUUUACAAAGUCAGCCACGCAUGGAGCAGUACAUAGCAAGCAACAACUUAAAUUCUUAUUCUUAUGUUUGAAUAUUUUCUCUUAAUAUGUUAGAACAUGUGGUUCCAGAUUUUAACAUUUUAAGAGCAACUUAGAAGACGAGGCUGGGGUCGUUUUAUAUUUUCCUUACUGUCAACAAAAGCCAACAAUGUGCUAUUUGGCUAUUUAGUACUUUUUUGACGUCCCUACCAUGUUGGUGGCACUCAGCCCCAAGCCUGAUGCUUUUUACUGAAGAUGUACAUUUUUAAAAACAUAGUUUCUUUUUUUAUAUAAUUUCCUAAAGCAGCUGGUGUCAGUGAUUUUUAGUAAAUGUAAUUUAAACAGGAGGAAAUCUGCUGAUUUCCAACUGUGGAUUAAUCCACAUUUGGUGCUCUAGUGGGUAAACUACAAUGUCUCCCAGUGCAACAGUGUGGCUCACUGAUGUGUUUUAAUAGUUUUCGGAUAACAGUGGAGCUCUGUGGCACAGAGGAAGAUGAUAUCAGGUUUUGGCUACACACACAAUACUUGUUAGUGGAUAUAUUCAUGCCCUGUGAUGGACUGGCGACCUGUCCAGGGUGUACCCCGCCUUUCGCCCGAUGUAAGCUGGGAUUGGCUCCAGGCCCCUGCGUCCCUGUACGCGGGAUAAGCAGUUGACGAUGGAUGAAUAUAUUCAUUGCUGGUUUGGGUCUUUUCAUGGGAUUUGUUGACAGAAAGAGAACUAUAAAAUAUAACAAGCCUUCUCCUUUGUUAUAAGAGGAGGAUGUAAUAUUUGAUAGAAUGAAGCUUUUAGAUUUCAGUGGAAAAGAAACAGUUGUGAAAUUCUGUUGCCACAAUUGCUUCAAACGAUCGUUAUGAUUGUUGACGAAAACAGUUUUCUGUGCGGUGACGCAUGUUGUGUGUGUGGUGUAUUGUAAUGGCAUGUAGGCCUAACAUUUUGUUGCUUUUUGACUUCAGUUUAUGUUGCCAAUGACUUUUUUAAGUCAGUCAAGUGUUGCACUGACACCGACACCCCUUAGAGUUUCAUAACAAACUUUUGUGAAUCAGUGUCUGACUAGGGGUUUACAGUAUCUGUGGGUAACAUGACAGACAUGACAUGACAGCUGUACCAGUUUCAAUUUUGUUUUAUUUUAUGCCUCUCUGUGUUAAAGAUUGUGUUGUAUUGCUUUGUGUUACAUCCUCUUACUGUUGCUCACACCUCCUCACAUCAGUGAAGCAGCUGCUGUGCCUUUCUGCUUUCUCGUGUAUGCAGCAGUGCAUCUGUUCAUACCUGCCUGUCAGUUGAAAACCAUGUAGUCCUCAGUAGCAGUGUCUUGGCUAAAUGAUAAAGGCCUAUGGUGAAUGUAAGUGUACUUCACUGGUUCUGUGUGAAUGAGUUUACCCACAAAAAUAUUUCCUCAACACGGUAGUAUGAUUUUGAAUUUGUGUGACUUGAUAAUAACUUCAUACUAAAGAUAAGUUCAUAAGGGACCAAUCACUCUUGCCCAUCAAGCAAGCAUACAAUCAUGUCAGCAUGCUCUGCAAGACGCCACUGUUGUUCCCAAUGUGAAUGUACCUGCGCAGAAUGUCUCUACGUGUGUUUGACUUUAUACAAUUACUAGUGGUGUAAGUGAUUUUAGUGCUUUUCUGUGCACUCGUCUGUUUGGUGCAGUUUUAGUGCUUUGAGAUGCACAUUGUCGCCUCAUUGUGAAUUGGUGGCAUACACUACUUUGUAGAACAAAUUAGAAGAGUCCAGAGUUCUGUUUUAUAUAAAUAUAAAUGUGAUUUAUAUCGGU